AUGAAUAUCUUUGACUUUGCAGAUACGCAAACAACAUUGUUGCAGCGUAAUGUUGAAAGAAAAUAUCAUAAUAGGACAAGGAGUAACAAUGACAUGGGGAUUGGUCAGAUAUACAUGGAACCUCUCUUUGCACAAGCCAUCAAUAUUCCACAGACGCCGAUUUGCAAAGUAUAUAUGGAAAAAGCAUGGCGAGGUUUUACAGCACAGGUGCGAAUUCAUUAUCGAGCUGAUACUUUGAAAUAUCCAAGAAUGAUACAUUUCAAUAUGCCGAGAGAUUUGUUGUUGAUAAUGGAGUCGCAAAGAGCAGCUGAAUUCAAAAAUAUGUAUAUACGAACAUAA
Messenger RNA from Acanthocheilonema viteae, 339 nucleotides. NCBI's taxonomy places the organism in Eukaryota, Metazoa, Nematoda, Chromadorea, Rhabditida, Onchocercidae. The record is from the annotation of a GenBank genome assembly.